This is a messenger RNA of Ornithodoros turicata, 1776 nucleotides long. Its product is annotated as tissue factor pathway inhibitor-like. Bases 745 to 1152 code for a protein of 135 amino acids. Gene Ontology annotation, molecular function: serine-type endopeptidase inhibitor activity. The record is from RefSeq and is a predicted model, not a curated record. The transcript is spliced from 6 exons. Lineage: Eukaryota; Metazoa; Arthropoda; Arachnida; Ixodida; Argasidae.
AUCAUUGCGCAAAAGCUUAUCGUUUCGCUCCGAUAUACGAAUACCGUCAUCCUCCUGAUCUGCGGAGAGUGGAAGCCGAAAGUUUUUUUUUGUGUGUGUGACUGUUAAUAUAAGAACAAGAAGUGUAACAAAAAGGCGUACGCAUCCCAUUUAAAAAAAAAAAAAAUCAAUGGAGAAAACAAUGUUCCAGUCAACGGGAAAGGUAAAUUCAAGUUGGCGAUGUAGGCGUCACACGUAACACUAUCAUCCCUCGAUAAAUCAAAGCCACACAGAAAGAGGAGCCAUCUUUUGUUGUACGUUGUCCGUUCUUGUAUCUGUAUCUACUAUUUGUUGUUGCCUGGCCACAAUGCAGACGCUGAGUCGGCUUCUUCUACCUACUCCCGUUGCAAAUAUUCUGUUGGUGGUGGUGCCAGUGAAAGAGUUCGCAGGGUCAGGGUCGUCGUUGUCUGCCUCACAGAGGGCGCAACGUCACGGCUAUCGCUGUGGGUGAAUUUGCGUCGUGGGCCGACUUGUAAAGGUUGCAAAUAUUCAAUUUCACCCUUCCUUCACCCUUUCACUACCAGUUGUCAUUCACAUAAUAUUCCUUGGCCAUAUAUAGCUAUGUAUGUGCCAUAUGGCUUUUACAAAGAAGAAGAAGAAACAGACUAUCAUCAACAUCGAUAUCUACUCAUCUACCAAACUUCCGUGGCUGUGUGCCACACCGAGAAGAAGAAGACACUUGUGUUUUACCAGGCUCUGUGAACCAUGGAAAAUGAUAUCGAAGCGCUUGCUCGGGACGUGGUACUCGUGGAGAGUCCGGAGGAACUUCCUGUGACGAAGACGUGGCGUUACUGCUUCAUGUGGGGUGUGACGUGGGCACUGCCCCUUGCCUUCAUCUUCUUCAUCAUAAUUCCGUACGCUUUCUUAAACGAGUCUCAGCUCUUUCAAACAAAAACAGAUCCGACUACAACAACUGGAAUACCCAUUCCGGAAGGCAGGUAUCUGUUUUUGCACUACACUGCAUACAGUGCUAAAAGAGAACUUCACCACAAAACACGCAGAAGGCCGACCAUUGCACGGGAUAAUAAUAUCGCUGCCAGUCGUGAUUUUUGGGAAGCGCGUGUCGUAUGCCGUUUUUUUUUGACAAUUGUCCCAGUUGCAUAUGUGUCAUAGAAAGGUGUUCGCCUCCCGUGUUGGACAAACUGGGAGACACAACGAUGCCUUUCGGGACUACACUAUACAUGACAUUCUCGAGUAAACAUAAACGAGCCCCCGUCACAACUUCCGGUGCCACGAAGACUUCCGGUCCUUCCGCGACUAAAGACGCUCGGAACCAGCCAUCAUGCAGAAAGAUAUCUUUCACUUUCCCGAUUUGAUGAAAAUGGCAGGCGUACGCCUUUUUUGGGGACACUUACGCAUUUAUGUGAAUUGUCCCAAAAACGCGUACGCCCCGCGUUAUCACUGCCACAGAUCUGCAGUGAUAACAGCACCAUUCUGGGCAAUGGUUAGCCUUCACCGUACUGUGUGGUGAAGUUCUGAGUUCUGCUUUUUAGAGUGUAUCGUACACUCUCGGAACAGAGCUUCACCGCAUAGCACGUUGUGCGCCAACCACUGCCACGAAUAACAGGGUUAUCGCUUCUGAUUUGAAGAGAGAGAGAGCGAGAGGGGGGGCGUACGCCUUUUUGUUGUAAUUGUCAUAUAUCCAAAUUGCUACAAAAAGACUCACGCCCCCCACCCCGCUCUUAGAAUCAGAAGCGGUAUCCAUACACUCUUAAAAAUGAACUUCACCGCAUAGCA